AUGUAUAUAUGCCUAAUUAUUUAUAGUCAUUUGCUGCAUGUAUGGACAACCUUCAAGAUUUUGGAACUUGGAAUUGUAUCACACUCGGUGAUCAUCGGGCUAUCACUAGGUAUUUCGCAGAGCACGUGUACAAUCAAGACUCUGGUUGCUGCCCUCUCCUUCCAGCAGUUCUUUGAGGGUUUUGCACUGGGUGACUGCAUUUCUCAGGCUCAGCUGAAGGAUGUCUCUAUGCUUUUGAUGGCGUUCUUCUUUGCCAUCACAACACCCGCCGGGAUCGCUGCAGGCUCCGCCAUGGCAUCAUUCUACAACCCGUACAGCCCCCGUGCUUUGGUGGUGGAGGGUAUUCUUAAUGCCAUGUCGGCUGGUGUACUGAUCUAUAUGGCACUGGUGGAUCUCAUCGCGGCUGAUUUUCUUGGUCGGAGGAUGAGCAACAACCCUACCAUCUUGCAGGUUGGUGCAUAUGUCUCCCUGUUUCUUGGGGCCAUAGCCAUGGCAUCCCUUGCUAUCUGGACUUAG
This is a messenger RNA of Triticum turgidum subsp. durum (durum wheat), 516 nucleotides long. Lineage: Eukaryota; Viridiplantae; Streptophyta; Magnoliopsida; Poales; Poaceae. The record is from the annotation of a GenBank genome assembly.